AUGUCGAACGGCGCAGACUCGACGCCCACCACGCCCAAGGCGACGCACGAGGCGAACCCGUUCGAGAAGCUGGCCAACCCGAGGCGUGUCAGGGCUCACAAGCGCUCUGCGACCGGCUUCAUCCCUGAGGGCCCGAAGAAGCUCAGCGAGAUCUUUCCGGGAGACGCAAAGGCGUGGAAGUCUGCCAUCGCCAAGAACGCCGAAUCGCUCAAGACCGACGUCGACUCGAUCAACGCCCAGAUUGUCCACCAUGUCGAGACGACCCUCGCCCGUGCCGCUUUCAACGUCGACGAGAUGGCCAUGUACCAGGCUGCUGCGCUUUCGGUUCGCGACCGCCUCAUCCACAACUGGGACGUGACGCAGACGUUCCAUACCCAGGCCCGCACGAAGCGUGUUUAUUACUUCUCGCUCGAAUACCUCCUCGGCAGGGGCUACGACAACGCCUUGCUCAAUCUUGGCGUCCGCCAGCCGUACAACGAGGGCCUCAAGGGGCUGGGAUUCAACAUGGAGGACGUAAUUGACGUUGAGCGCGACAUGGGUCUCGGAAACGGCGGUCUCGGUCGUCUGGCAGCUUGCUACCUCGACUCGACCUCGACGCUCGACAUCCCUUGCUGGGGCUAUACUCUCCGCUACUCGCAAGGCAUCUUCAAGCAGAUCAUCGACUCGAGCGGCAACCAGGUCGAGGUCCCGGACCCUUGGCUCGAGAACCAGAACCCGUGGGAGAUCCCGCGUCUCGACAACGCCGUCGAGAUCAAGUUCCACGGCGAGGCUACGCCUGGAGAGGGCGGCAAGGGGCCGGGAACCUGGACCGGCGGACUCGACGUUCUCGCCGUGCCGUACGACAUCCCAGUUCCCGGCUACAAGACACAGACGACGAACAAUAUCCGCGCUUGGAGUGCUCGCGGCAAGGUCUCGUUCGACCUCGCCAAGUUCAACGCCGGCGACUACGAUGCUGCCGUCCGCGAGGCUGAGGAAGCCGAGACGAUCACGCGUGUCCUCUACCCCAAUGAGAACUUCGACAAAGGCAAGGCGCUGCGCCUCAAGCAGCAGUACUUCUGGGUCGCCGCCUCGCUCCACGACAUCUGCCGCAGGUUCCGCAAGCUCCGCGUUCCGUGGAGCGAGUUCCCCGACUACAACGCGAUCCAGCUCAAUGACACGCACCCGACGCUCGCCAUUCCCGAGCUCAUGCGCAUACUCGUCGACGAGGAGGGCCAGCCGUGGGACGAGGCGUGGGAGAUCGUUCGCCGCACCUUCUCGUACACCAACCACACGGUCCUCAGCGAGGCGCUCGAGAAGUGGUCGGUCCCGCUCGUCGAGUGGCUUCUCCCCCGUCACCUGCAGAUCAUCUACGAGAUCAACCUCGACAUGCUCAAGGACGUCGAGAAGAAGUGGCCGAACGACCGCGCCCGCCUCGCGCGCAUGAGUCUCAUCGAGGAGGGCUACCCAAAGAUGGUCCGCAUGGCGAACCUCGCCGUCGUCGGAUCGCACCGCGUCAAUGGCGUCGCCGCACUACACUCGCACCUCGUCCAGCAGGACCUCUUCCCCGACUUUGUCGAGUACCUCGGCCGCGACCACUUCGGCAACGUCACGAACGGCGUCACCGCACGCCGCUGGCUCUUGCAGUGCAACCCGAGCCUCGCCAAGCUCAUCACCGACACGCUCGGCAGCGACGAGUGGGUUGUCAACCUCGACAAGCUCGAGGGCUUGACCAAGUACGCCAAGGACAAGGCCUUCCAGAAGAAGUGGGCGGCGUGCAAGCAGGCGAACCGCGAGCGCCUCUGCGACUACAUCGAGGCGACCCUCGGCCUCACGGUCAACAGGCACGCGCUCAUUGACGUCCAGGUCAAGCGCAUCCACGAGUACAAGCGUCAGUUCAUGAACAUCCUCGGCGUCAUCUUCCGCUACCUUCAGCUCAAGAAGAUGUCGCCGGCCGACCGCAAGCGCCUUGUCCCUCGCCUCUCCGUCUUCGCAGGCAAAGCCGCGCCCGGCUACUACAUUGCAAAGCUCAUCAUUCGCCUCUGCAACGCGGUCUCGAAGACGAUCAACGCCGACAAGGACAUUCGCGAGUCGCUCUCGGUCGCCUUCCUUCCGGACUACUCGGUCUCGCUCGCCGAAAUCAUCAUCCCGGCGUCGGACAUCUCGGAGCACAUCUCGACCGCCGGAACCGAGGCGAGUGGCACGUCCAACAUGAAGUUCGCACUCAACGGCGGUCUCUUGCUCGGCACGCUCGACGGCGCCAACAUCGAGAUCGCCGAGGCUGUCGGUGACGAGAACGUCUUCUUCUUCGGGCACGUCACGCCGGACGUUCCCAAACUCCGUCGCGCACACCACUUCGGCGAGGUGCAGUACCCGGCCGAGCUGCUCGAAGUCGUCGACGCGAUCCGGUCUGGCAUGUUCGGCGAGGCAGGCGUGUUCGAGCCGCUCCUCGGCACGCUCUUCGAGGGCAAGGACCACUACCUCGUCAGCGACGACUUCUUGUCGUACCUCCAGGCGCAGAAGAUGGUCGACGAGGCUUACGUCGACCAACCGUCAUGGGUCGAGAAGACAAUCAACAGCACCGCUCGCAUGGGACGCUUCGCCAGCGACCGUGCCGUCUUGCAGUACGCCGAAGAGAUCUGGAACAUCGAGCCUAUCAAGAUCCCCCAAGACGCCUAG
Molecule: messenger RNA, 2655 nt
Organism: Rhodotorula toruloides NP11
Lineage: Eukaryota; Fungi; Basidiomycota; Microbotryomycetes; Sporidiobolales; Sporidiobolaceae
Product: starch phosphorylase, glycosyltransferase family 35 protein
Exons: 15
Coding region: 1-2655 (884 amino acids)
Biological process (GO): glycogen catabolic process
Cellular component (GO): cytoplasm
Molecular function (GO): glycogen phosphorylase activity; pyridoxal phosphate binding
Source: RefSeq, a predicted model, not a curated record